AUGAGGAGCAUUGGAUCUGCCCUGAACCUGCUUUUGGUAUCGCCACUCUACUUUGUGUGGACCGUGGUCGCUCUGGACCUGGCACAAACUCCCUGCACCACUUUGGUCCAGGGGAAAUUCUUUGGGUAUUUCUCCUCCUUUGCCGUCUUCCCGUUGAACUCCUCUCUCUGCUCUUGGAUUAUCCAGAACCCCGACCCUCGGAGGUACACUUUGUACAUGAAGAUCCUAAAACCUACUGGCGUAUGUGACCACCAGCACCACAUCCGCACCUACCAGUUCGACUCCUUCCUGGAGUCCACCCGCACCUACCUGGGCAUGGAGAGCUUUGACGAUGUGUUGAAGCUCUGCGACGGGUCCACCCGCUAUGCCUUCCUCCAGUCCAACAAGCAGUUCCUCCAGAUGAAGCAGACCGCACCACCGGGGGUGGAAAGCUGGCCCGUGCGGUGGAAGCCCACAAAGGCUCAGGAGAGGGACUUCUCGGUGGAGUACCUCGUGGUGGGCAACAGGAACCCUAGCAAAGCCGCUUGCCAGAUGCUCUGCAAGUGGCUGGACGCGUGCUUGGCCAUCAGCAGCAGCUCCCACCCAUGCGGCAUUAUGCAGACCCCGUGCUCUUGCUCAGGAGGGGAAGUCCUAGAUCAGGCCAGCGAGAUCCUGGGGCUUACAAGGAAGAAGGAAGAUUGCUAUAAGGAUGGAAUUUACUUGGAGAACUGCAUGAGCAGCCCCAAGGACAGCAGCGGAGUGGAGUUCCUGGGUGAGUAG
Fulmarus glacialis (Northern fulmar) is the source of this 759-nucleotide messenger RNA. Its product is annotated as brain-specific angiogenesis inhibitor 1-like. The coding region runs from base 1 to 759 and encodes 252 amino acids. The transcript has a single exon. Gene Ontology annotation, cellular component: plasma membrane. The record is from RefSeq and is a predicted model, not a curated record. Lineage: Eukaryota; Metazoa; Chordata; Aves; Procellariiformes; Procellariidae. Gene Ontology annotation, molecular function: G protein-coupled receptor activity.